Aspergillus uvarum CBS 121591 is the source of this 1346-nucleotide messenger RNA. Its product is annotated as U4/U6 small nuclear ribonucleoprotein PRP4. The record is from RefSeq and is a predicted model, not a curated record. Lineage: Eukaryota; Fungi; Ascomycota; Eurotiomycetes; Eurotiales; Aspergillaceae. The coding region runs from base 1 to 1335 and encodes 444 amino acids. Gene Ontology annotation, molecular function: ATP binding; protein kinase activity. Gene Ontology annotation, biological process: spliceosomal complex assembly; protein phosphorylation; regulation of mRNA processing. The transcript has 5 exons.
AUGGUGGGGGAUGGUGGGGGCUUGAUUGAUUGGGCGGGCAACUGGUCGGCGGCCGCUGUCGCUGUUGCGGUUGCGGUUGUGGUUGUGGUUGUGGUUGUCAAUGCCGCUAAUGCUGCUAAUGCUGCGAAUUCUACAGCCACUCUGAGCUAUACCCGAGAGUCAUACUACCCGGUCGAACAGGGGGAGAUCAUGAAUGGUAGGUAUCAGGUGAUCUCUAAGAUCGGCUACGGUAGUUCCUCGACCGUCUGGCUGGCUCGCGAUUUUGUCGAGUCGACCUACGUCGCCCUCAAGGUCUUUACAUUGAAUCAACGGACGGGAAAUGAAGUCAGCGUCUACAACCACAUCCAAUCCACCGGGACCGACCACCCCGGCCAGAAGGAUAUCCGCAAACUCCUCGAUCAUUUCUUUCUUCAAGGCCCUAACGGUCGUCGCGCCUGCCUGGUCCAUGAACUCUUCGGAAUGAGCGUGCUCGAGCUAGAUACAAUCGGACAUAAUCUUGGUGUCAUAGAUCCCGCACCAAGACUUGAUCAAGCCAAGCCACUGAUCCGGCGAGUCUUGUAUGCCUUAGACUAUCUGCAUCGGGCAGCUGAAGUGAUCCAUACUGGUAAUGUUUCGACCUCCCUCACCCCAAUGAGAAAUCUACUUUUCCCUGCAGCUUCUCAAGCCAGAAUGUCUAGGUACGAGGAAAAUAUGAUCAAAAACCCGCCGUCACGGAAAAUCCUCCAAGAUCGAACCAUCUACGCCACCAGAUUGUUUCCUACAGAAGACGGACUCCCCGUGCUGUGCGAAUUCGGAGAAGCACGAUUCGGCGACAAGCACAAUUGCGGGAUGAUCAUGCCGGACUUACACCGCAUCCCAGGGGUUAUUCUGGUCUUUCCGAGCUGGGACUACAAAGUUGACAGCUGGGGGGUGGGGAUGUUGGCUUGGGAUUGUAUCAGUACUCGCCCGUUGAUCUCGAAUCAUAGGAGGGACGAUCAUUGGGACGAUGGCGCCCACGUCGCGGAGUUGGUCGCUCUUCUCGGGCACCCCCCUCGCGAAUUCACACGCCGCGGAACCCAUGGCCAUAUUUUCUGGGAUGAGAACGGGAGCUGGACAGACUUGGUCACUAUCCCGGACCGAAGUCUCGAACAAGCCGCGGCCGAUAUCGAAGGCGAAGACCCAGAGGAUUUUCUGCCGUGGUUGCGUCGAGCACUGCAGUGGGAUCCCAAAGACCGUCCUACGAUCUGGGAUCUGUUCAUGGACCCAUGGCUGAUGAAGGGGAUGAGAGCGCGGAGAGAUGACCAGGCCUUGAAGGACUAUCCGGAUAUCGUUGAGGUGGUUGAGAUCAUCGACUGAUUCGGUGGUCG